AGCCAAUGGGCGGCUCGCUGGCGCUGAGGCCGCUGCUGUGAGGCGCAGGCCGGUCAUGGUGUACGCGCUGCUGCUGGCCGCUCUGGCCGGCUGUGUGCUGACCGUGCUGCUGCAGCUGCUGCUCCUGUACCGCCGGCCGGCCGCUCCGCCGCCGCCCCCGCCUCCCCCCAGCCCCGGGCGCUCGGUGCAGGCGGACGCCUCGCUGCGGGACUACCUGCUGGGCUCGGCGGCGCCCGAGAGCUGCCACUUCCUGAACGCCAUCUUCCUGUUCCUGUUCCGGGAGCUGCGGGACACGGCCGUGCUGCGGCGCUGGCUGCUGCGGAAGAUCCGGGUGGAGCUGGAGGAGCUGCUGCUGUCGCGGACGGCCGGGCGGCUGCUGGAGGGGCUGAGCCUGCGGGAGCUGAGCCUCGGGGAGGCCGUGCCGGUGCUGCGGGGCAUCCGCCUGGUGCCGCCCGCCGAGGCCGGGGACGAGGAGCUGAGCUUCGAGCUGGAGGCGGAGUACGGGGGCGGCCUGCGCCUGGCCGUGGACGUGGAGCUGCUCUUCGGGAAGUCGGCGUCGCUGUCGGUGCGGCUGGGCCGGGUGCAGGGCCGCCUCCGCCUGAUGUUCCGCCGCCUGCCCUUCACCCACUGGGCCUUCUGCUUCCUGGACGAGCCGCUCAUCGACUUCCAGGUGCACAGCCAGUUCGAGGGCCGGCCCAUGCCGCAGCUGACCUCCAUCAUCGUCACCCAGCUGAAGAGGGUGAUCCGGAGGAAGCACACGCUGCCCAACUACAAGAUCAGAUACAAGCCAUUUUUUCCGAUGCAAGUGGCACCGGCCGCCGAGGAGGUGGAGGACCGGACACUGACGCUGCACGACCUGGGCCUGACCGAAGGUCGUCUGAAGGUGUCUGUAAUGGAGUGCGGCAGGCUCCUGAUCUUCGGCUCUUAUGACCAGGAGACAUUUGUUCACUGCACCCUGGAGAUCAGCGGCGCCCCCUGGAAGGAGAAGACCAGGACCUCCAUCAAGACGGUGGAGCUAAUUAAAGGGACGUCCCAGAACAUCGGCCUGGUGAUGGUGCAGGCCAGAGAUGGAGACACCGGACACGUCUGCGUGGAGACCGUGACGCCCAAUUCUCCCGCCGCCGGAGCAGAUCUGAAGAAAGGCGACCGCUUAAUAGCCAUCGGAGGUAUCAAGGUGACGUCGUCGGUUCAGGCCUCAAAGCUCAUCAAGCAGUCUGGAGACAGAGUGCUGCUGUUCUACGAGAGGCCGGCGGGACAGAGUCAGAGUGCUGCGGGGCCCCAAGAGAGUGCGGCCACGCUGGACGACUCUGCUUUCCCGCAGACAUUUGACGAGGAUGCAGCAAGUCUGAUAGUGGAUGUGGAGAACAGGGAGCUGGAUUCUGAGUUUGAGGACUUGGCGUGUGAAGUGAGGCCGGCCGAGAGCAAAGACGACAACUUCCUUCCCGUAAAUCAGAGCCCUAAACGUGUGGUGGGAAAUGUGUCCACCAAAUCCCUGGGAUCCAUUUCUCCCAUCCUAAGUCGGAAACCAAAUCCAGCCGCUUCUCAAAUAACAUCAAAGGUUCAGACCAAAGCUGGGAAACCAAAUGUCCUGGAGAACCAGGAGCCGCCUCAGCUGAGCAGAACAUCAUCUGGAUCCAAGCCCCCGGUGCCCCCAAGACCUCAAGUGAAACUUACCUUAACCACCUGUGAAACUCCAACUACUGUAGAUCUAGGUGAAAGCGCUGUAGAAAAGCCGGAGAAGCCUACUCCACCCUCAACGAAUGGUGAGAAGGUACCUGAGAAGCCUCCAAAAACUACAGAUCUGGUGGAAGAACUAACAGCUCAGAAACCCAACUCUGUGAAGCCAGACCCUGCAAAAGACAAGAUCUCUGAAGGUUCCACGAGCACGAAGGAUGGCUCCGAGGACCAGCAGGUGUGGGAGUCUCCAGACACGCUCUACAGGGGACGGCAGGGUCGCUGGACAAGGGCUUCUUGUGUAUUUGAUGUUGAGAGCCACCACAGAUACUUGAAUGUAGCCCUUUGGUGCAGGGACUCUCUAAAGACUGGUAGUCUAUGCUGCGUUGGACAUGUCAGUAUCAAACUAGAAGAUAUUUCCUUAGAAUGCCUUUCCAUGUCCUCACUGGAGUAUCUCAGCAGCUACAAACUGAAUCCUCCUGAACCUAAAGCUUCUGUCAGUAGAACGGCACUGAGGAGCUUGAGUACACACAAGGGCUUCAAUGAGAAGUUCUGCUAUGGAGACAUCACCCUAACCUUCAAGUAUCUGAUGGAAGGAGAGUCUGAGAGUUCGAGCAUGCUACAAGAGAAGGAUGGAAGCUUCACUGAGGACCUGGCCGUUCUUCAGAAAGAGGAUGCUCCUGUGCCCCAGGUCACUUUCUGUGAAUCAAAGCAUAACUUUCAGGACACUCAGUUCCAGAAUUCCACCUUGUGUGACCACUGUAAGAGAAAGGUGUGGACCAAGGCUGCAUCUCAGUGCAUGAUCUGCGGUUACGUCUGCCAUAAAAAAUGUCAAGAGAAAUGUCUAGCCGAGAACCCAUACUGUGUGUCCCUGGAGAAGAGGGUCGACCUGGAGUCCAAGUCUCUUGGGAACAGAACUACAGGCAUCACACGCCACAUCAUCAACACCAGUUCCCGUCUACUGAACUUGCGUCCAGCUCCAAAAAUGCGGCAGCCCGAACAAGGAGGCUGUGAUCUGGUGGAGCCCUCACCAAAGCAAACGCCAAACACGUCGGACAAUGAGAGCAGCGACACAGAGAUGGGUGGGACCGGCAGCCCUUCUAAGCGUCCCGGAGGUGGCUCUGCUAAACUGGUCCGCAAGGAGGGAGGCUUGGACGACAGCGUAUUUAUUGCCGUCAAAGAAAUUGGACGUGAUCUGUACCGAGGUCUACCAACUGAUGAGCGGAUCCAGAAGCUGGAGUUCAUGCUGGAUAAGCUCCAGAAUGAGAUUGAUCAGGAGCUGGAGCACAAUAACUCCCUGGUGAAAGAAGAACGAGAGACCACCGACAGCAGGAGGAAAGUCCUGAUCGCGGCGGCGCUGGCCAAGUCCGGAGAGAGACUGCAGGCGCUGACGCUGCUCAUGAUCCACUACCGCGCGGGAAUCGAGGACAUCGAGUCGCUGGAGAACUCCUCUCUGGCCCAUCCUAGAAAGACUGCGAGAUAUGAGGAAGAGGCCGUGGCCGAAGCUGCCGAUAACGAGGAGGACGAUGCUUUGGAUGAAAAGGAGGUGUUGAGCGAGCCCUCCGAGGAGAACCUGCUCGACUCUCCAGAAAUGGAGUGAGGGCUCGGCGGUUCUCACAUGACUGUUGAUUUGCACUUACCAUGUGUCUCAUGCAUUGGGCGGAGCACUCUGCAUUGAAGUCGUACAGUGGCGGCCUUCCUCGUGGGGCUCUUGGUGUCGGGGAGGGGACAGUCUUCUCCAUAGUCAGUGGAUGCGCCUCAGGCCAAAUGUACGGUAUCCCCAGGUUCUAGCAGACAUUUUGUUUUAAUGAAUGUUUAAUGUGAUUUUCUUUGGGAAUUUUAUUUUUCCCCUUGGCAGGGGGGUGGGAGGGAGUUAAACACUUUGUACAUUGACCCUUUGCUGGCAGAGGAGAAUAUAAUAUGAAGGCGAUGAUGAUAACAUGUAGGUCCUAGGAAUACGCUGUAGAAUGUGCUUCCUGUAUGUGACUCAUCGAGACCAAAGACGGGACACCGAGCAGCUCCUGAUUUUUGUUUUCUGUUGUGGGUUGGACCGGCUGUGCCCCCCGGAACAUAACCAAGAGUGACUGGACUUUCCCCACGGCUUCCCCCAUAUGCCUCCCCGCGCCUCAUACCCAAUCUCCGUAGUGGGGUCUGUGUGCCUCAUACACAACAAGCUAUGUAGUGGGGGGGGGGGGGGGGGCAGUAGUGGGGUCUGUGCGCCUCAUACACAAGCUCCAUAGUGGGAGGGCUGUAGUGAGGUCUGUGCGCCUCAUACACAAGCUCUGUAGUGGGGGGGCAGUAAUAGGGUCUGUGCGCCUCAUACACAAGCUUCGUAGUGGGAGGGCAGUAGUGUGGUUUGCGCCUCAUACACAAGCUCCAUAGUGAGGAAGGGGGGCAGUAGUGGGGUCUGUGCGCCUCAUACACAAGCUCCGUAGUAGUGGGGGGGGGCAGUAGUGGGGUCUGCACCUCAUACACAAGCUCCAUAGUGGGGGAGGGGGGCAGUAGUGGGGUCUGUGCGCCUCAUACACAAGCUCCGUAGUGGGGGGGGGGGCAGUAGUGGGGUCUGCACCUCAUACACAAGCUCCAUAGUGGGGGAGGGGGGCAGUAGUGGGGUCUGUGCAGUCGUUCCUCUCACUCCUGUAUCUCUGCAUGGUGUUCAGGAGCUGCCACCGUGAGAACCAGACACGUAGAAUGGUUUUCUGUGUGCUCAGAGGCUGGCAGGUACGUCGUCCUGCGACCAGGGCAGUGUGCCUUGGCGCCAGUUACUCUGCCCUAGUGGCGGGCUGUGUGACCUGCACCCGGAUGUCUGGUGUGCGGUCUCCUGGGUUUGCUCCUUGUGUGUCAGAGGGACCCGAGGUGAACAGGCCGGGCCGUCUGUACGUGUUCUCUUCGGCUUCGGCUUACUGUAGGUGGUGACCCAUAACAUAAUCGGUCACAUUCCCUCCGCCCGUGCUGCUUUCCAAACCUCUGAGCGCCAUUGUUUCCUGAAACAAUUAGAUUCCCCGGACAAGUGACUGUCUCUUCAAGGUCUUGUUUCUCUACACUCCCCUAAACCAUUAUGUUAAAGUAACUUAUGAGGAGAAGGCCUUGUCUGGGGGCCGGGCCCUCAUCUCUGUGUAUUGUCUGCACCAGGGGCGUAGCUAUGGGGAAGCGGCUGCUUUGGGGACCACCCAGGAAGGGGACUAAAUGAUUUUAUCAUUCGGGCCCCCAACAAUAUUAUAACAGACUCUGUAGGAAAUGGACAGAGUGGCUGCCGCGCCUUAGAGCGCUAUCUUGACUAGCUGCAGGAGUGGUGGUUCCACGGGAGGAGGGGGUUACGUAUAGAAGCAUCUGCUGUAGGGCUGGUUGUCGGACGACUACUUGUAUCUGCCUCUGUGUGACCCUUGGACCUGAGCUUUUUAGUUAGUGGCCGGAGCUCUACACCCCUACAUCAGGUGCUCCCCGAUGUGACGGCCACACCGAGGCUGUGGGUUCAGGUUAGUGGUCGCAGCGAGGCGCCCGGGGACACAAUUCUCCAGCAUUUAGGUCUGUGGGGAGCGCCCAUUCUAAACCAAGGUACUUGUCCUCUGACUCCAGCGAGUAAGCCGGCCAUACACCAUAAGGUUAGGGUCGGGCUGAUGAUUAGUGCGUUGGAUCGUUCACCAUCAGCACGCCACACUAAAAUGGCAGAUGAAGUACAUGCGCUUGUACAAAGUGGCGAAUAAUCAGCUGUAAAGGACCAUACAGCCAGAAAACUGUCAACACGAAUUGCGUUUUCAGCAGAUGUCAGCCGGCUUUCCUCCUAUGGGUAUGAUCCAGCCUACCUUCAAGGGUUAAUCCGGAGGCUGCAGUUGCGCACAAUCCGCUGCGCUUUCUACUAAAAACUAUCGUCUAUGCACAAUAAAUAGGAUGUGUCACUUUAAGGAGAGCGGCCCUGGGGUUCUCCAGCAGGGGGUCAGGAUGAUUGGGGUGAGUUCUGCUGGGGUUUGAGACGUUUCUUUCUGAUGAUCUGCACCAGUUUAUUGAUUUCUGGAGCGGAGCCUGUUGUGUGGUCACAUUCACGGGCAAGACCCUGAAGGCCGGGGGGAGGAGUCAGGUCUAAGAACAUAAGGGUCUUCUCCUUUCACUGAUCUCGUAACUUUGUGUGAUCAUUCCUGUUCUAACCUGGCGCCAUUACACGGACUGAGUGGAGAGGAGAGUGGCCACUAAGUGCUUGUACCCUUCCUAUUGCACCAUGCAGCGCUUCUGCUGGACGGUAAACCUGCAACACCACAUCCACCACUCGCCUACUCCUCGGCUGUGCCACUGCUGCGUUACGUCAACCCCCACCACGUAUCUGGUUCUCAGCUGUGCAGCUGCUGAGUCAAGUCCACUCCCACCAAGUAUCUGGUUCUCGGCUGUGCCACUGCUGCUUCACGUCCACUCCCACCACUUUAUCUGGUCAUCAGCUGGGCCAAUGCUGCGCCACGUCCACCUCCACCAUAUGCUACUCCACAGCUCCAUUAUGUACACUGCAUCUGACCCUUUGUGUGCGCCGUGUCCGCCCCUCGGCCCCUCUGUGUGCGCCGUGUCCACCCCUCUGUGUGCGCCAUGUCCGCUCCUUGGCCCUUCUGUGUGCACCAUAUUCAUUGCUAUUGCACCAGCUUUUCUUCUCAACCCCUUUUCCACCACUACGUCCUGGACAGGUCCAGAUUGAAGUCAGCCCCCAUGUCUACUCCUCGGCCCCUCUGUGUGCGCCAUGUCCACCCCUCUGUGUGGCCCAUGUCCGCUCCUCGGCCCCUCUGUGGGCACCAUAUUCAUUGCUAUUGCACCAGCUUUUCUUCUCAACCCCUUUUCCACCAUUACGUCCUGGACAUGUCCAGGUUGAAGUCAGCCCCCGUGUCGGCCCCUCUGUGCGGCCCGUGUGCGCCCCUCGGCCCCUCUGUGCGGCCCGUGUGUGCCCCUCGGCCCCUCUGUGCGGCCCGUGUGCGCCCCGCGGCCCGUGUGCGCCCCUCGGCCCCUCUUCGCUCCUCGGCCCCUCUGUGCGCCCCGUGUCCGCUCCUCGGCCCCUCUGUGGGCACCAUAUUCAUUGCUAUUGCACCAGCUUUUCUUCUCAACCCUUUUUCCACCACUACGUCCUGGACAGGUCCAGGUUCAAGUCAGCCCCCAUGUCUACUCCUCAGCCCCUCUGUGUGCCCAGUGUCCGCUCCUCGGCUCUUUUGUGCGGCCCAUGUCCCGUGUGCGGCCCGUGUGCGCCCCUCGGCCCCUCUGUGCGGCCCGUGUCCGCCCCUCUUCGCUCCUCGGCCCCUCUGUGCGGCCCGUGUCCGCCCCUCGGCCCCUCUUCGCUCCUCGGCCCCUCUGUGCGGCCCGUGUCCACCCCUCGGCCCCUCUUCGCUCCUCGGCCCCUCUGUGCGCCCCGUGUCCGCUCCUCGGCCCCUCUGUGGGCACCAUAUUCAUUGCUAUUGCACCAGCUUUUCUUCUCAACCCUUUUUCCACCACUACGUCCUGGACAGGUCCAGGUUCAAGUCAGCCCCCAUGUCUACUCCUCAGCCCCUCUGUGUGCCCAGUGUCCGCUCCUCGGCUCUUUUGUGCGGCCCAUGUCCGCUCCUCGGCCCCUCUGUGGGCCCCAUAUUCAUUGCUAUUGCACCAGCUUUUCUUCUCAACCCCUUUUCCACCACUACGUCCUGGACAGGUCCAGGUUGAAGUCUUGCUCAGGCCUGGCAGAGUUGUCAUAGUGUGAUGAUGCAGUCCUAUCCUAAACACAAGACCCUUUGUUGGACUGUGGUUAACCCCUUCAGCUUCCUCCAGCUUAGUCCGUGGCGAUGUAUGCUUUUCUAUACACUGGAUAUGGGUUGUUUUUCAGGUAAUUGGGGAAGUUCUCACCACUCCGUAUGUAGACCUCGUUCAGACAGCUGUAAUGUGCGUGCAUUUUAACGACUGUAUUAUAACGACUGUGCUUCUAAUGAGCUGAACUUACAGCAUGAUGAAUGUUGUCGUUUGGGUCAUUACGGGUGGGGCUUUAUGGCUGUAUUAUAGACACUAAGAUGCACCCACGUUACAUGUAAAUGAGGUCUGAAUGCAGUGAGCUGCCAUGGCGGAGGGCUGGUGGAGUCCAGUACUUCAUGGUGUCUCAUGUGCACCAUGUCUACAGGCAGAUUGGGACCUUGGGUACCUGUGUCUUCCAGACCGUCCUGACCAUUGCCGUGUAGUUGCGACAUUCCACUAUCCUGUGUUGUGAGGAGCAGCGGACAGGGACCUGCAGUCGACUGAUGCUGCUAUUCCAUUUCUCUUUUGUAAAGUGCAGAGUAUCUGUAGUGCAAUAUUUUUCUAUACUUGGAGGGAAGAUGAUUGGAGGAGUAAGGGAAGGUUCAUAGAUGUGAGGGGUUCCUGGGGGUGAACUGGACGAGUCUGUAUAAUGUAAACCUUGCAACUAUGCUGUAAUGUACAUACUGUAGCUUCCAUAAUAAAAGCCUCGCAGGACCUGC
Messenger RNA from Bufo gargarizans (Asiatic toad), 8117 nucleotides. RefSeq names its product PDZ domain containing 8 (gene PDZD8). Lineage: Eukaryota; Metazoa; Chordata; Amphibia; Anura; Bufonidae. Gene Ontology annotation, cellular component: mitochondria-associated endoplasmic reticulum membrane contact site. Gene Ontology annotation, molecular function: lipid binding; protein binding. The coding region runs from base 56 to 3274 and encodes 1072 amino acids. The record is from RefSeq and is a predicted model, not a curated record. Gene Ontology annotation, biological process: mitochondrial calcium ion homeostasis. The transcript is spliced from 5 exons.